AUGUCGAUUCAAGGCUCUACCGAUCAAGGACAAGACUCGAAUCAAGCCACACUGAGAGUAGUGUCAACAAACCAAAGCAGAGAUUUAAGAAGGUCAGCUGGAACCAAUCGAUCAAGCACGAGUUCACUCGGUCGUGCUUCAAUAGCAUCUGGUCUUCGAAACAGGAAUUCCAAUAGACGCCAGACACAACAAAGCAACCAAAACCAACCUUACACCACUGGCAGAGAUCAGAACGGUAGACAGCUGUUCACCUUGGCGGGUCCCGAUUUCCAUGAUGGCGAACAAAGUGGCCGCUCACAAAACCAACAUCAACCUUACGUGGAGCCGGGAUAUAUUGAACUCAAUCCGGCAUACGACCAACCUGGGAAUGUACGACCGAUAUGGGGACUGGCAGACCCUAUGCCGCGUGUUGUGCGUCGCGGUAUGAAACCAUCAAAUCAGGAUAUCCAGACCGACACACCAAGGCAAGGCGAUGAACACGAAGAUGUGCUGCAGCCCACUGAUUCACAGAUGGAGCAAGGCAUUGGCCCGAGGUUGAAUCUGAACAAGAUUGAUAAGAAUAUUCAUGACGCGACGAAAGAUAGAGAACGAAAGUAUGCCGAGAAACAUGGCAAGAAACUCGAGCCACCUUCGGAGAUGGGCCAGGAGUCUCAUACCAAGCCUAUCAGAGUUUUUCAGCAGCUUGGACCUCCACAAGAGGUAGACGAGAAUAUCGGGUCAAGACUAUUGCCUGAUCAUCUUGAUUCAGAACGGCACCAUCAAGACUUUAACGAAGUCGACGACGAGAAGGAUGAUGAAGAGACGACUGACGAAGAUGUGGACGCAACGCACGGUCAAGGAGAAGAUGACCACGUGCCAUUGAACAAAAUUCAUGAAGAGUUACACAACCAUCACACGUUAUGGGCAGUCCUCAGGACCAAGCUACGCGAACCUCUUGCAGAAAUUCUUGCAAUAAGCUCAACAGAUUGUCUNCAACCCAUCUCACAUUCUGAUCUUCUCCAGGUGUUCGUCCUGAUGACGAUUGGCAUCUGUGCCAAUAUUGCACACAACAUUGCUAAUAAAGGGUCCAACGAUUCUAUGGCGUGGUCCUGGGGAUUCGGUACGAUGACUGGCAUCUACAUCAGUGGAGGUGUGUCUGGAGGACAUCUCAAUCCAGCAAUCACCAUCAUGCUCUACGUCUUCCGUGGCUUCCCGAAGAAAAGGAUCCCUGUGUACAUCGUCGCCCAAUUGCUUGGAGCAUACAUUGGCUCACUUGUUGCGUAUGGUAUUUAUCGGAACUGCAUAAUCAACUACAUGGAGGCCAAUCCAGAGCAGAUGACCCAAGUCUAUAACUCAUUUGUCACAAACCGCGUGGAAGGCGUAGCUGAUGCUGCCUCAGGCUUUCUGACUGAGUUUGUUGCUACAGCAUUUAUCGGUGUUGUUGUAUUGGCUCUGGGUGACGACAGCAAUGCACCUCCUGGAGCAGGAAUGAAUGCGUUCAUCCUCGGUCUUGUCAUCAGCAUCAUGGUCAUGGCUUUUUCUGCCAAUACUGGUGCUGCGCUCAACCCUGCUCGCGACAUGAGGCCUCGCUUGGCCUUGAUCACAGUUGGCUUCAAUAAACAUGACCUGUUUGGAGACGGCUGGUGGGUUUACGGAGCAUGGUGUGCCCCUAUCGGCGGAGUAAUUGUCGGCGCGAUCCUCUACGAUACUGCAAUCUUCGUAGGAGGAGAGAGCCCAAUUAACUACCCUAAAGAUAGUGUUAGACGAGCUGGGAGCAAGGCCAAAUCAAGGUGGAGGCAUAGGUUCAAGCGCAGGGAGAGAUAG
Messenger RNA from Aureobasidium uvarum, 1803 nucleotides. NCBI's taxonomy places the organism in Eukaryota, Fungi, Ascomycota, Dothideomycetes, Dothideales, Saccotheciaceae. The record is from the annotation of a GenBank genome assembly.